Gamsiella multidivaricata is the source of this 864-nucleotide messenger RNA. RefSeq lists its product as uncharacterized. Lineage: Eukaryota; Fungi; Mortierellomycota; Mortierellomycetes; Mortierellales; Mortierellaceae. Bases 83 to 760 code for a protein of 225 amino acids. The record is from RefSeq and is a predicted model, not a curated record. The transcript is spliced from 3 exons.
CCUCCUCCUUCACCUAAUCUUUUCCUCCGUCCCCUGUAUCCCUGUCAGUGUCCUCUCCAACAAAAAAAAAGGCCACUGCUCAAUGUCUAACCGGAGUCCCUUCGACAACAAGGCCAAGGCGACACCCCAUGGCUCGGGGGUUUUCACUCAGAAUCCGUCGUGGGCACCAGCACCAGCACCAGCACCAGCACCUGUAGCGCCUGUAUCAUCUGUAAACACCUCGAGUGCACCACCGUUACCACAUCCUCCCUACAUAACACCGUCUGCAGCCUCAGCGACCGCGAGUCGUUCGAAUCCAAGGCCCUCAGCAACACCGUCUGGCGGAGGUCCUUCAUCAUCCAGAACACCUUCACCAACUGCGAACCGCUCGAAUCCAAGCCCUCUAGCAACGCCGUCUAGCGGGGGCCCCUCAUCAUCCAACAUACCUUCGAGCCGCGCGACGACGAAUCCGGCGAGUCCUCGGUCUCCACCAACAACUCCUUACAACACCUCUGGAUCAUCGACAACGCCGCUUUCAAGCCAGAGGAAUGGCUACGGUGCAGGCUCCAGUGGCAACUAUGGCAGCUUUCAGUCAACGAAUAAUUCGAUGCCCUCAUCCUCGCGGGGGCAGACAGGAUCAAGGACACAGUCAGACGGUGGGAGACCUCUAGGGGAAAGACCCUGGAGAGCCAUACCAGGCGACGAUAUUGUUUGCGGUCCUCGUGUGGGCCAACUCGUUUUGGAAAGAAAACUACGCGUUCAUGUGCAGCUCCCCGGGUAGAUCUGAUAUGUUCGUGUACGCCAACUAUUCGUUCGACCCAGAAAUCUACACGAACCUUCGUCUCCAUCUGGACGAAGCGGUGCAUGGCCGCGUGAUGGUCAUUG